Anoplopoma fimbria (sablefish) is the source of this 2484-nucleotide messenger RNA. RefSeq names its product reticulocalbin 1, EF-hand calcium binding domain (gene rcn1). The transcript is spliced from 6 exons. Lineage: Eukaryota; Metazoa; Chordata; Actinopteri; Perciformes; Anoplopomatidae. Gene Ontology annotation, molecular function: calcium ion binding. Gene Ontology annotation, cellular component: endoplasmic reticulum. The record is from RefSeq and is a predicted model, not a curated record. The coding region runs from base 270 to 1232 and encodes 320 amino acids.
GGGGGACAGGAUCGCCUAAAAAUCGUGUGAGUGAGGACCGUAGGUGUUCUCGGUGGACCUGUCUGCAGCCUCAGGUGCGCUCUGCAGGUCUGGUCAUUGCGCAGCCGCAACAUUGUUGCACACCGCCGCUGAAAAGAGAGGAAGAAAGGUUGGUUUGGGUCGGCACGACCAGUACAAUUGGGGCGUCACAGCCGCUUGCUCAUUGUGCACUGUAGCGUCACAGGCCUGUUUAGGAAACACCUGGGAACCUCCAGCUUCACCCCUGACUGAUGGAGCUCUUCAGCUUCAUGUGUGCAGCGCUGCUGUGCACCGUGGUGGUGCAAGGUAAGCCCACGUUAAGGAAAGACAGAGUUCUUCAUGAGCCAGAAUUGGGCAGGCCAGCCCACGAAGACAAUAACAGCUUCCAAUACGACCAUGAGGCCUUUCUUGGCAAAGAGGAAGCCAGGACAUUUGACCAGCUCACUCCCGAGGAGAGCAAGGACAGGCUUGGUAAAAUAGUGGACAGGAUAGACGGUGACGCGGACGGCUACAUCAGCGCAGCUGAACUCAAGGCUUGGAUAAAACGCGUACAGAAGCGUUACGUUUAUGAGAAUGUGGCAAAGGUGUGGACAGACUAUGAUCUGAACAAAGACAACAAGAUUUCGUGGGAUGAGUACAAGCAAGCCACAUACGGAUACUACCUUGCAAACCCGGAGGAGUUUGAGGAAGCAACCGACCAGUUUAGCUUCAAGAAGAUGCUCCCUCGUGAUGAGAGGAGGUUUAAAACAGCUGAUCUGGAUGGGGACCUUGCAGCAGACAGAGAAGAGUUCACAUCCUUCCUCCACCCUGAGGAGUUUGAACACAUGAGGGAUACUGUGGUUCUGGAAACCCUGGAGGACAUUGACAAGAACGGAGACGGACACGUGGAUGAAGAUGAGUAUAUUGCCGACAUGUUUGCCCAUGAGGAAGGGGGUCCGGAGCCAGACUGGAUCAAGACCGAGAGGGAACAGUUCUCUGACUUCCGAGACUUGAACAAAGAUGGUAAGAUGGACCAGGACGAAAUCCGCCACUGGAUUAUGCCACAAGACUACGACCAUGCCCAAGCUGAGGCCAGACAUCUGGUGUACGAGUCUGACCAGGACAAGGACCAGAUGCUGACCAAAGAGGAGAUCCUUGAAAAUUGGAACAUGUUUGUUGGAAGCCAAGCCACCAACUACGGAGAGGACCUCACCAAGAACCACGAUGAGCUCUGAGCUCUCAGUGCAGCAUCUGAAGGGUGUGCGAGGAGCAUUGGUGAACAUCUUUGUCUUCAAAGACCAAAUCGAACUCUUGCACCUCCUCCCAUCUCCGCAACCACAACUCCAUCCUUUGCUUGUAGUAGUGGGACAGAUGUCGGAGUGUUGGAUUGUAAGUCAACACUGUAGAAACCAAACAAUAGGAGGGUUAAGGGUUGGUCGUACCACUAACACUAAGGGUCCUUCUCGGUUCUGUUUCUGACAUUCAGGAGCAAACCCAGACACGGUGGACUUGCUCUUCAUCGAUGGUGCCUUCCAGCCGCAUCGUCGGCGUCACUGCCUCAGAGAUCUGUGUAGAAAGUCAUUAAUAAAACUUGUCAAAGCUAAAUGCCGAGCUUUAGGUGAAUUGUAAUAUACAAGAACAGUUUUUUGAUAGCUCUGUUAAUGUGAAACUACAGCGCAGAACAUUUAUUAUGAUUUUAUUUAUUUAUCAAAUCUCUUCUGUACUUUAAGUUUGAGAGGAAUACAGUUAUUGUUUUAUUCACAACUCAUGUUUCUUUGUUUACAGUUUCCUGGCCACAUGAUUUUAAAGAUUUGAUGUUUUUGGAUUAGUAAAGUGCUAUAAGAAAUGUUUAUUAUUGGACAAUUAGUGGCAUGGUUUUUGCACGUGUUUGGAUUAAGUGUAGCCUGUGAAAUAUUUUUUUCUUCAUACUUAGUUUGAAAUGUAUUUAUUGGUAUACUUAGUCAACAGUAUGCUCCAUGUUAAAUUUCGUCACAUUUGAGCUUCUUACUUUAACAAAUGUCUAUUUUAAGGUUGUUUUCUGAGUACUGUGUUGGUUUGAAUACAUCACUCCACAUGAUUCCUUAUUUCCUGUUCCAUCACUCAGAGGUCAUCUUUUUGUAUUAGAUGUACCAAAUGUAUUUACACGGCAUUUGGCAUUGUAUACACAGUAUAAGACUGGUGUUUUAUAACAUCAGAAAGUCAUCUUUUGUUUCUUGUUUUUAAAUCAAAUAUUCUGUAUUUCCUAAUGGGUACUUUGUCUGACAGGUGCAUAGAACUAUGCAACUCGUAAAAAAGACCCUACUAUGACCAGAACUUGUAUGUUUGGUCAAAUAAAUGUCACUCACCCUUUUUUCUCCUUUUCAUCUUUCUCUGUUGUGCUUUCCUCCAAAACCUCAUUUCAUUAUUAGUCCACAACACACAUUGGCACAAACACAUCAAUAUGUCUUCUUUUCAACACUGCACAUGUUCAUGAAUUGUGUCACAAUA